Molecule: messenger RNA, 1800 nt
Organism: Sinocyclocheilus rhinocerous
Lineage: Eukaryota; Metazoa; Chordata; Actinopteri; Cypriniformes; Cyprinidae
Product: nucleolar complex protein 4 homolog
Exons: 14
Biological process (GO): ribosome biogenesis
Cellular component (GO): nucleolus; small-subunit processome; Noc4p-Nop14p complex
Source: RefSeq, a predicted model, not a curated record
GGCGACCUCAUCCUUUGACAUGAACACACCAAUACAUUUUUUUAGUGAAACAAUCAUGGCGCCGUCCGCGGACAGCAACGUGAAAGAAGAAAACAGCCAGAUUUCAUAUAAGAAAGAUAUAAAUACUAAAAUAGGUCGUAUACUACAAAACAAGAAACAUGCUAACGACAUAUUCGACGUUAUUCAAUAUUUGCAGUCCGAAAAGGAUAAAGAAAUAAUUUUCGCCACCGAUGCUUGCAAAAGGAUUUUCUGUCAGUUGUUCGACAGAGGAGAUCUUUAUGUUGGUGAUCUGCCUCAGGAAGAGGACCUCAUGAGUGGUGAUCGCAGUGCUUUAGACAAAUGCCGUAUAUUCAUGAGACACCGUUACAACAACUGUGUGGAGCUUCUGCUGGAAAACAUAGGCCAUGAAGCUUUCCAAGUGAAGGUGAGUGAAAGUAACAUGAUGGUUUAGUUUUUAUAAACGUGGUCUUUUAUGUACUUAUUCCUCUCAUGUACACAGACCCUGGUGGAGCAUCUUCUCUCAACGAAAGAAGACAUGUCACUGCUCAUCUCCAGGUUUCAAGAGUUUUUGGAGAUGGACGAUGUGCGCUACUAUGUCAUGAGUUCAGUACGAGACAACAUUUACAGAGUCAUGGGCCGAAACAAAAAGGCUGUGAUUCCUGUAUAUCAAAAUAAUGUGUACACACUCCUCUCAACUAUCAACGUACCCAGCCACGGAUCAAAAAUUACAAAUUUUCUUGUCAAACAAGCAUACAAACCUGAAGAAUGGAAAGUAGCCAAACUAAAGGAGCAUAAACGAGCUUUUGAGCAAAUGUGGCUGCUGUUUCUCAAGUUCAAGUUACCUAGCAGCAUGUACAAGAAGAUCCUGGUGAUCCUUCAUGAGUCCAUAAUGCCACAGAUGAGUGAUCCCACACUUCUGAUUGACUUCCUGAGCGCUGCCUAUGACAUUGGUGGGGCGAUCAGUUUGUUGGCUCUGAAUGGCUUGUUCAUCCUCAUCCAUAAGCAUAAUUUGGAUUACCCAGAUUUUUAUAAGAAGCUGUACAGUCUGCUGGAUCCCUCCAUCUUCCAUGUCAAGUACAGAGCACGUUUCUUCCACCUGGUGAACAUCUUCCUCUCUUCAACACAUCUGCCAGCCUAUCUUGUGGCAGCGUUUGUGAAGCGCUUCGCUCGCCUGUCUCUCACAGCGCCACCUACAGCUCUCCUCAUACUUCUGCCAUUCAUCUGUAAUCUCAUUCGCCGGCAUCCCUCGUGUAGGGUUCUCAUCCACAGACCCAGCUCUGCAGAAGAGCCUUGUGAUGACCCGUAUGUGAUGGAAGAGGAAGAUCCAGCUCAGUGUCAUGCUCUGGAGAGCAGCCUAUGGGAGAUCAAGACUUUGCAGAAGCAUUACCACCCAGAUGUGGCCAAGGCUGCCUUGAAGAUCAACGAGCCACUGACCGAACAAGAGGAAGAUAUCAGUGAGAUGCUAGAGCUCUCGACAUUUGAGCUAAUGGAGCGAGAACUCAAAGCUGAAAGGAAGACGAUACCGCUAGAGUUUGACACAGCCACAGAGCUCCUGAAGAGCCCUAGAGAGGUGCUCGGAGUGCACUUUUCUCUAGAGUAACCACUCUUAUUUGCAAAUAUGAUCUUUCCAAAAAUGUAUUCUUUGUAUUAAAAAAGUUUGUGCAGUCAAUUCCCUGGGCUGAAGAAAUAAACAUUUGCAAAAAAUGAACAUGUGCUGAAUAUUUUGUGUCCACUAGUGAGUGUUGAUCAGACUGUAAAACAGCAGUACAAAGAAAUAAUUUAAAGAAUACAAUGGUACAA